Messenger RNA from Galeopterus variegatus (Sunda flying lemur), 1878 nucleotides. Its product is annotated as neuroblastoma suppressor of tumorigenicity 1. The record is from RefSeq and is a predicted model, not a curated record. The coding region runs from base 21 to 566 and encodes 181 amino acids. Gene Ontology annotation, molecular function: BMP binding; receptor ligand activity. NCBI's taxonomy places the organism in Eukaryota, Metazoa, Chordata, Mammalia, Dermoptera, Cynocephalidae. The transcript has 3 exons. Gene Ontology annotation, biological process: animal organ morphogenesis.
GGGCUCUGGAGGCCACGGGCAUGAUGCUGCAGGUCCUGGUGGGGGCUGUCUUCCCUGCCAUGCUGUUGGCUGCCCCCCCGCCCAUCAACAAGCUGGCACUGUUCCCGGACAAGAGCGCCUGGUGCGAAGCCAAGAACAUCACCCAGAUUGUGGGCCACAGCGGCUGUGAGGCCAAGUCCAUCCAGAACAGGGCGUGCCUAGGACAGUGCUUCAGCUACAGCGUCCCCAACACCUUCCCACAGUCCACAGAGUCCCUGGUGCACUGCGACUCCUGCAUGCCGGCCCAGUCCAUGUGGGAGAUUGUGACCUUGGAGUGCCCCGGCCACGAUGAGGUGCCCAGGGUGGACAAGCUGGUGGAGAAGAUCUUGCACUGCAGCUGCCAGGCCUGCGGCAAGGAGCCCAGUCACGAGGGCCUGAGCGUCUACGUGCAGGGCGAGGACGGGCCGGGCUCCCAGCCUGGCCAUCACCCCCACCCCCAUCUCCACCCCCACCCUGGUGGGCAGACCCCUGAGCCUGAGGAUCCCCCUGGACCCCCCAAUGCCGAGGAAGAGGGGGUGGAGGACUGAGGCCCCCCAACGCUUCCUCCCCUCUCACUCCCCUGUGGAAUGUUGGGUCUCACCCUCUGGGGCAGAGUGGGGGGAGAGGCUGGAGCCCCCCCUUUGGCACUGGAUGGACUUGGAUUCAGACUUGGACUUGAAAUGCUGCCCAGUUGCCAUGGAGAUCUGAAAGGGAGGGGUUGGAGCCAAGCUGCACAAUUUAAUAUAUUCAAGACUGGGGGGCAGAAGCAGAGGUCUGCAGGGCUCUUUUUUUGAGGGGGGGGGUCCUCUUCAUUUCUGCCUUCCAGAAAUGUGCCCUCGGGUGGGGGAGGAAGUUGGCUAAGCUGCUGAGGUGGGGGGGAGGCCAUCCAAGCUGGCAGGAACCCGGCUAAGGCCCACACAGGCCCUGGCGGGGGGCAGAACACUGGGGGUGCAGAUGGUGCAGUUGGGGCCCUGAGGGAGGGGGGACACCUUUCCGGCAUCAUCCUUGAAGGAGGGGCUGGGCUAGAAAGGUCAUUGGCAGAAGCAGGAAGCUCUAGCCCCACUGGUUUCCCCAAAAGUCUCCCACCCCAUCCCUGUGCUGGGGAAGCAUCUUCCCGGUGGCACUGAAGGGGCUCUCCCUCAAUGCAGUGGUUGGGAGUCAGGCCUGGGCAGGACCCUGCUGACUCAUGGCACUCGAGCUGCAGCCAGGCUCUCUGGGCCUUUCUCAGGCUUCCUUGGCUUGACUGGAGGGUGGGAAGAAGGAGUCUUCCCGAGCCAGGAGGAGUGGGGUGAUCCCCCAGACCAUCACUGAAGAAGAGCAUCCCUCCCUCAUCUCCUUCUUAGAAAUCUUAGCACCUCCCACUACCCCCCAAGUUCUAGGUCUUUCAGCUGAUGGGGCCAGCCCUGCUCUCUUGGGGAAGCUCUUUCUAAAUAUCUGACAGGUGGGGUCCAGGAGGGUGACUCCCUCACCUGGAGUUUCCAAGGAGGGACCUGGGUGGGACGGACUCUGGCUGAGCCUUCAGGACGAGGAGGAACGAGGCUUGUGUGGGAGGCCAGUGUUCACUCGGGCUCUCUCCAGCUCUGCAAUUCGCACACCUCUUCCCUCCCAGCUGCACUUUAACCCUAGAGGGCUGUGGAGCCCUGGGGGAAGGGCAGAGCAGGUGGGCAGUGACAUGUCAGCCCCCAGAACUGCCUGUGUCUGCUCCUCUGUGUCCCAGGUGCCUGCCAGCCCCCACCCCCACCUGGGGGCACUCCAGCCCUCAUGGCUGUUCCUAUGAGAGCUUCUGGAGCUUGUAACCAGUAGAUGGUCUCCCCGAGGGACCCUGAGUCUUCCCAUCAAUAAAUUCAUUCAUUGCCUGUG